Rotaria sordida is the source of this 239-nucleotide messenger RNA. The record is from the annotation of a GenBank genome assembly. Lineage: Eukaryota; Metazoa; Rotifera; Eurotatoria; Philodinida; Philodinidae.
GUUUAAUUCAACGACGACCGCAACAAUAUUUUAUUCAUUAUGGUAGCCUUAAUCUUGAAUUAAGUAAUCCUAUAAGUCUUAAUUUUAGUCAAAGACGAGUAUUAUCUGGAAAUACUUCAUUAGAAUCUCAAAAGACAACUACUGUUUCAUUUAAUACUUUAACAAAUAAAUUAACUUUCAAUGAUGAAAAUCAUAAUAAAUUAAUAAAUGAAAAUGAUGAACUUCUUCAACAACAUUGA